Mauremys mutica (yellowpond turtle) is the source of this 2190-nucleotide messenger RNA. Its product is annotated as RING finger protein 151-like. Gene Ontology annotation, cellular component: plasma membrane signaling receptor complex. The coding region runs from base 619 to 1719 and encodes 366 amino acids. NCBI's taxonomy places the organism in Eukaryota, Metazoa, Chordata, Testudines, Geoemydidae. The record is from RefSeq and is a predicted model, not a curated record. The transcript has 9 exons. Gene Ontology annotation, biological process: regulation of canonical NF-kappaB signal transduction; positive regulation of JNK cascade. Gene Ontology annotation, molecular function: zinc ion binding.
CUGAAUAUCUAAAUUUAUUUUUUUAAUGCUUAAGCUACAUAAUUUUGGGCAACUGAAAAUAUAAAUUGAUAAAAAAUAAAAAUGCUUUCUGUCAAAAUUAUAACAAAAAUAAAAUACUGUAGUCUGGACAGGGCCCAGGAAAAUGGGGGGGUGUUUUUAAAGCAUGGUAAAAUAUUUUUAUUAAUGCUUUUUAAACAACACUUAGCACCUAGUGUAGCUAUGCCCUCAGUGCUAUGUAUUGUUUAAAAAUGUCUUAAUUUAACACCUGUUAACUAUUUUUUCUGGUCUGUAUGAGCCAUGGGUGACAGUUGGCUAAAGUGUUAAACAGACUGUAAAGUAACCUUUCAAAUGUGUGCCACUGUAAAGUUUCGUUUUAAUGGCUACGAGAACAGUAGUCUGGUUACGCAUGGGGAUCUGUAACUUAGGAAACACAACAAUUGAUUCUGUUUCUUUUUAGUGUUCUUGUAGAAAGUAACAUAAAGCAAUGAAGAGAUGAUAGAAUAAGGUGAUUUAGUACUGCUGUCUCCUCUGAAAACCAUAAUUCCAAAGCAUUUAUGUGGAAAACUGCAUGGUAUUAAUGUGAAUUAAUUCUAAAAGGUUGGAAGUCUGUGGAAAAGAAUGGGUUAUGAUAUUGAGCGUUUUGUUGGCUAUGUUAAUGAAGGACUUUUAUGCUGUAUAUGCCGAGAUGUAUUAGAAGACCCCUUACAGGCUCCUUGUGAACAUGCUUUCUGUACUGCCUGUAUACAUGGAUGGCUUGUUCAUCACAAUAAUUGCCCUGAAGACAGACAAGCACUUGAUAUGUCUGUGCUACGACCUCUCUACAGAUACAUGAAAAAUGAUCUAAAUCGACUUCAGCUUCAUUGCAAAAAUGGAGAGCGUGGUUGUGAAAUGGUUUGUUCUCUAGAAUCUAUAGACAGACAUGAGAGAGAAUGUGAAUACAGCCAGAUACCCUGCUCAAAUGCUGGUUGUCCAGUUCAGAUUGAACGACGUAACUUAGAUAGCCAUUUGGCAGUGUGUGAAUACCGGAGCCGUGAAUGCCCUAAUGGUUGUGGUUAUACCAUUCUCAGGGCAGAAGACACGCAGCAUAAUUGUGUAGCAGAGCUAAGAACAGAACUAGAACUGCUCCGUUUUGUACCUCUUCCCACCCCUUCCUGCUGGUACCGUCUCUCUUGCUCCUUUGGUCAGUGGAGGCCCCAGCUCUCCUGCACUUUGCUGGUGACCCAGGUUCAGUUCCUGAAACAUCUAUCUUGGAGUUCUGUAUUGCUGCCGGUCGCCAUAGGAUUUGAGCACCAAGAAUCUCUGAUAUUGAUGCCAGGACUAGAACUUGCACAUUCUAUCGAGAGAGUAAAACCCCUAAAUAGGUCAGAAAUGAUCUGCAGAGUGGAAGAGGCAAAGCAUGAAAUGGAGUCCAGAUUAGAUUCACAGAGAAGGCAUAUGGUGCAAAAAGAGAGUCUUCUGCAAAAUGAAAUUGAAGAACUAAAGAGUCAGAUGUCACGAAUGAUGUCUGAAGUGCGCUCUCUUAUGGCUGCAGAGAGACAGCAUCGUCAAGAGCUGGAGCAAGCAGAGCUCGAAAAGCGUGAAUUAAUGGAGCUGCUGAAAGGCCUACAGAAAGACUGCCGAUUAAAUAAUACAGAAGGAAACAAGAAAUCAACAAACUUUCGCCCUCUAACACGACUAGAGAGUGUGAAACGAAAACCCAGGGAAGUUACAGUCAUCUAAACAGAAGUAUGACAAAAGCUACUUGAAUGUUGUUUUACCCACAACAGACCUCAAUUUUAUACAAAGGACACAUGAUCAGGAGGACAUCUAUGUUGAUACUAAAAUCUGGAACUAUACAAUGGUAAUAAUAGACCCACGGAUCUUGAAUCAUGAGGUUUCUUACAUUUGAGGGCUGCAGGACACUUUGCCAUAUUUGAGCUCUCUAGAUUUCUAGACAGUUAGACCCUGAGCAUGUGAGUGAAACCCACCAGCCAGACAUCUGAAAUAUAUGCAUGAGGAAAGAGAGCUCCAUGAUGUUACAAGGGUUUAUGCAAGUCUCCAUGCCUGGUUUGGUUAUUUUUUUUCCCUACUGAACUUAAUACUAACAACAUACUGAAAGAAACAAGUAGAAUGUUAGUGACUGCAGUAAAUCUGUCGUGGAAGCAGAAUUAGCACUUAGUGAUUAAGACCUAAGGAUAUCACUAAUCUUUA